Messenger RNA from Pelobates cultripes (western spadefoot toad), 1650 nucleotides. The record is from the annotation of a GenBank genome assembly. NCBI's taxonomy places the organism in Eukaryota, Metazoa, Chordata, Amphibia, Anura, Pelobatidae.
AUGUUCUCAAAGGCGAUAGUAAACCUAAACCCCAAACCUUUCGUAUGUCCUGAAUGUGGAAAAUGUUUUCGCUAUCACUCAAUUCUUAUUAGACAUCAGAGAACUCACACAGGAGAGAAACCAUUCUCAUGUUCUGAAUGUGGAAAAUGUUUUAGCUAUCACUCAAUUCUUAUUAGACAUCAGAUAACUCACACAGUAGAGAAACCGUUCUCAUGUUGUGAAUGUGGAAAAUGUUUUACCUACAGAGCAGAUCUUGUCCGUCAUCAGAGAACUCACACAGAAGAGAAACUGUUGUCAUGUUCUGAAUGUGGAAAAUGUUUUACCUACAAAGCAGCCCUUGUCCAUCAUCAGAGAACUCACACAGGAGAGAAACCGUUCUCAUGUUCUGAAUGUGGGAAAUGUUUUACCUACAAAUCAGACCUUGUCCGUCAUCAGAGAACUCACACAGAAGAGAAACCGUUCUCGUGUUCUGAAUGUGGAAAAUGUUUUAGGCUACCUUCAAAUCUUGUUGGACAUCAGAGAACUCACACAGGAGAGAAACCGUUCUCAUGUUCUGAAUGUGGAAAAUGUUUUACCUACAAAUCAGACCUUGUCCGUCAUCAGAGAACUCACACAGAAGAGAAACUGUUGUCAUGUUCUGAAUGUGGAAAAUGUUUUACCUACAAAGCAGCCCUCGUCCGUCAUCAGAGAACUCACACGGGAGAGAAACCGUUCUCAUGUUCUGAAUGUGGAAAAUGUUUUACCUACAAAGCAGACCUUGUCCGUCAUCAGAGAACUCACAUAGAAGAGAAACCGUUCUCGUGUUCUGAAUGUGGAAAAUGUUUUAGGCUACAUUCAAAUCUUGUUGGACAUCAGCAAACUCACACGGGAGAGAAACCGUUCUCAUGUUCUGAAUGUGGAAAAUGUUUUACCUACAAAGCAGACCUUUUCUGUCAUCAGAGAACUCACGCAGCAGAGAAACUGUUCUCAUGUUCUGAAUGUGGAAAAUGUUUUACCUACAAAGGAGACCUUGUCCGUCAUCAGAGAAUUCACACAGGAGAAAAACUGUUCUCAUGUUCUGAAUGUGGAAAAUGUUUUACCUACAAAGCAGCCCUUGUCCGUCAUCAGAGAACUCACACAGGAGAAAAACCGUUCUCAUGUUCUGAAUGCAAAAAAUGUUUUUUCACUAAUGCAAAGCUUGUCCAUCAUCAGAGAACUCACACAGGAGAGAAACCGUUCUCCUGUCCUGAAUGUGGAAAAUGUUUUGUCACCAACAGCGAUCUUGUCCGUCAUCAGAGAAUUCACACUGGAUUAAAACCGUUCUCAUGUUCUGAAUGUGAAAAAUGUUUUUUAACCAAAGCCAACCUUGUCCGACAUCAGAGAACUCACACAGGAGAGAAACCGUUCUCAUGUUCUGAAUGCGAAAAAUGUUUUUUCACCAAUACAAAGCUUGUCCAUCAUCAGAGAACUCACACAGGAGAGAAACCGUUCUCAUGUCCUGAAUGUGGAAAAUGUUUUGUCACCACCAGCAAUCUUGUCCGUCAUCAGAGAAUUCACACUGGAGUAAAACCGUUCUCAUGUUCUGAAUGCGAAAAAUGUUUUUUAACCAAAGCCAACCUUGUCAGACAUCAGAGAAUUCACACAGGAGAGAAACCGUUCUCAUGUUCUUAA